AUGCCCACAAGAAGCCCAGAAAUGGCUACAGUGCCUCCAGAUAUCCCUUUGGAGAGAAUAAUCAGCCCAACUACCUCACAACUGCCAUCCACUGUACACCACACUAUAAGCAGGGUCACACCUACUGCAGUGGUAAGUAGCUCUAGAGUAAUUUUAUCAGGGAAGCCAGAUCUUGCCAUCAAAGAAUCAGAGAAGAGUUCUUCCCAGCUUCCUGCUACAACUUCUGCAGAUCCAGAACAUGUGUCCAGACCAGAAGCAAAAACUUUUGAACAGGUUUUUUACACGGAGAGAACUCCAGAUUCAGCUUUCCAGAGUCAAGGGCUAAGGACUCCCUCAAACUUAGAGAUAGUUCAACCUUCUACACACACAGGUAAGACAAGAGUAUGGAUCACAACAUCUGAAUAUAAUACUCAUUUCAUUGACCGACCCGCAAUGAAGCAAACCUUCAAAAACACAAAUGAAAACAUACUCCCCAAAAGGGGACCCAAGAAUGUGUCCAAGACACAUCCUCCCUCUGAGGAGACAAGCAGCUCGUCCUCCGUGCAAUCGGCCCCCAGCACAGCCUCCCCGUCCCCAGUUGCUCCUACAACACGAGAGAGCGCGUCCUCCCCUCCUCCUCUCGUCACCUCCGUCUGGACCUCUGGCCUGCUGCCGGCCACUGACGCCUUGGGCACAAGCGUGGAUCCCGGAGCCCGUUCCACUGCACAUGUGAGCGAGAGCACAGCGCGGAGCCUGGACUCCUCUGCAGCCUCCACAGGCACAGAGGCAGUUCACCUUCCCGGACACACAGCUGAGACCAGCGCGGGGACCACCCGGUCAGGACAGGAAACACCUUCCUCUGUGCCAGGUGAGUCAGCGCCCCCCGAAGUGACUUCUCCAGUGGCGACCCCUUCCGUCACGAGGGAAAGCAGAGUUUCCGCAGCAGUGCCCGGCUCUUCGGAAACCACUUGGUCUGAGGCAGAGUCAGCAUCCUCCACGAGCCCCGGCCUGAGGGAGGCCAGCACCUCCCAGCCCAUGAGCUCAGCCGCGGAGACAAUGCCCGUCUCUUCCCACGCGCCCACUGGUGAUGGUGCUACGGAGGUCUCCGGGACAGAAGGCAUGUCCUCCAGCGGGACAGUCUCCUCUGGCCCGGCUCAGUCCACCAUGACACCAGACAUCUCCACAGGCAUGCCGGGGCUCUCGACCUCCCCAGUCAUGACAGAAGCCGCCGAAGGGACCCUCACCACGCCAAGUGGUCACCCUGGGGCUACGUCGCCGGGCACAACUGCCUUGGACACCUGGACCACCGCCUCCAGCCCAGGGACUCACGGGGCUGCCACUCAAGGUUUCACACACUCACCGGUGACGACUCCCGGGAGCAGGGGCCCGGAGCAUGUGUCCAGGACACGUCCUCCCUUUGAGGAGACAAGCAGCUCUUCCUCCGUGCAAUCGGCCCCCAGCACAGCCUCCCCGUCCCCAGGUGCUCCUACAACACGUGAGAGCACGCCCUUCCCUCCUCCUCUCGUCACCUCCGUCUGGACCUCUGGCCUGCUGCCGGCCACUGACGCCUUGGGCACAAGCGUGGAUCCCGGAGCCCGUUCCACUGCACAUGUGAGCGAGAGCACAGCGCGGAGCCUGGACUCCUCUGCAGCCUCCACAGGCACAGAGGCAGUUCACCUUCCCGGACACACAGCUGAGACCAGCGCGGGGACCACCCGGUCAGGACAGGAAACACCUUCCUCUGUGCCAGGUGAGUCAGCGCCCCCCGAAGUGACUUCUCCAGUGGCGACCCCUUCCGUCACGAGGGAAAGCAGAGUUUCCGCAGCAGUGCCCGGCUCUUCGGAAACCACUCGGUCUGAGGCAGAGUCAGCAUCCUCCACGAGCCCCGGCCUGAGGGAGGCCAGCACCUCCCAGCCCAUGAGCUCAGCCGCGGAGACAAUGCCCGUCUCUUCCCACGCGCCCACUGGUGAUGGUGCUACGGAGGUCUCCGGGACAGAAGGCAUGUCCUCCAGCGCGACAGUCUCCUCUGGCCCGGCUCAGUCCACCAUGACACCAGACAUCUCCACAGGCAUGCCGGGGCUCUCGACGUCCCCAGUCAUGACAGGAGCCGCCGAAGGGACCCUCACCACGCCAAGUGGUCACCCUGGGGCUACGUCGCCGGGCACAACUGCCUUGGACACCUGGACCACCGCCUCCAGCCCAGGGACUCACGGGGCUGCCACUCAAGGUUUCACACACUCACCGGUGACGACUCCCGGGAGCAGGGGCCCGGAGCAUGUGUCCAGGACACGUCCUCCCUUUGAGGAGACAAGCAGCUCUUCCUCCGUGCAAUCGGCCCCCAGCACAGCCUCCCCGUCCCCAGUUGCUCCUACAACACGAGAGAGUGAGUCAGCGCCCCCCGAAGUGACUUCUCCAGUGGCGACCCCUUCCGUCACGAGGGAAAGCAGAGUUUCCGCAGCAGUGCCCGGCUCUUUGGAAACCACUCGGUCUGAGGCAGAGUCAGCAUCCUCCACGAGCCCCGGCCUGAGGGAGGCCAGCACCUCCCAGCCCAUGAGCUCAGCCGCGGAGACAAUGCCCGUCUCUUCCCACGCGCCCACUGGUGAUGGUGCUACGGAGGUCUCCGGGACAGAAGGCAUGUCCUCCAGCGCGACAGUCUCCUCUGGCCCGGCUCAGUCCACCAUGACACCAGACAUCUCCACAGGCAUGCCCGGGCUCUCGACGUCCCCAGUCAUGACAGGAGCCGCCGAAGGGACCCUCACCACGCCAAGUGGUCACCCUGGGGCUACGUCGCCGGGCACAACUGCCUUGGACACCUGGACCACCGCCUCCAGCCCAGGGACUCACGGGGCUGCCACUCAAGGUUUCACACACUCACCGGUGACGACUCCCGGGAGCAGGGGCCCGGAGCAUGUGUCCAGGACACGUCCUCCCUUUGAGGAGACAAGCAGCUCUUCCUCCGUGCAAUCGGCCCCCCGCACAGCCUCCCCGUCCCCAGUUGCUCCUACAACACGAGAGAGCGCGUCCUCCCCUCCUCCUCUCGUCACCUCCGUCUGGACCUCUGGCCUGCUGCCGGCCACUGACGCCUUGGGCACAAGCGUGGAUCCCGGAGCCCGUUCCACUGCACAUGUGAGCGAGAGCACAGCGCGGAGCCUGGACUCCUCUGCAGCCUCCACAGGCACAGAGGCAGUUCACCUUCCCGGACACACAGCUGAGACCAGCGCGGGGACCACCAGGUCAGGACAGGAAACACCUUCCUCUGUGCCAGGUGAGUCAGCGCCCCCCGAAGUGACUUCUCCAGUGGCGACCCCUUCCGUCACGAGGGAAAGCAGAGUUUCCGCAGCAGUGCCCGGCUCUUCGGAAACCACUCGGUCUGAGGCAGAGUCAGCAUCCUCCACGAGCCCCGGCCUGAGGGAGGCCAGCACCUCCCAGCCCAUGAGCUCAGCCGCGGAGACAAUGCCCGUCUCUUCCCACGCGCCCACUGGUGAUGGUGCUACGGAGGUCUCCGGGACAGAAGGCAUGUCCUCCAGCGGGAUAGUCUCCUCUGGCCCGGCUCAGUCCACCAUGACACCAGACAUCUCCACAGGCAUGCCGGGGCUCUCGACGUCCCCAGUCAUGACAGGAGCCGCCGAAGGGACCCUCACCACGCCAAGUGGUCACCCUGGGGCUACGUCGCCGGGCACAACUGCCUUGGACACCUGGACCACCGCCUCCAGCCCAGGGACUCACGGGGCUGCCACUCAAGGUUUCACACACUCACCGGUGACGACUCCCGGGAGCAGGGGCCCGGAGCAUGUGUCCAGGACACGUCCUCCCUUUGAGGAGACAAGCAGCUCUUCCUCCGUGCAAUCGGCCCCCAGCACAGCCUCCCCGUCCCCAGUUGCUCUUACAACACGAGAGAGCGCGUCCUCCCCUCCUCCUCUCGUCACCUCCGUCUGGACCUCUGGCCUGCUGCCGGCCACUGACGCCUUGGGCACAAGCGUGGAUCCCGGAGCCCGUUCCACUGCACAUGUGAGCGAGAGCACAGCGCGGAGCCUGGACUCCUCUGCAGCCUCCACAGGCACAGAGGCAGUUCACCUUCCCGGACACACAGCUGAGACCAGCGCGGGGACCACCAGGUCAGGACAGGAAACACCUUCCUCUGUGCCAGGUGAGUCAGCGCCCCCCGAAGUGACUUCUCCAGUGGCGACCCCUUCCGUCACGAGGGAAAGCAGAGUUUCCGCAGCAGUGCCCGGCUCUUCGGAAACCACUUGGUCUGAGGCAGAGUCAGCAUCCUCCACGAGCCCCGGCCUGAGGGAGGCCAGCUCCUCCCAGCCCAUGAGCUCAGCCGCGGAGACAAUGCCCGUCUCUUCCCACGCGCCCACUCGUGAUGGUGCCACGGAGGUCUCCGGGACAGAAGGCAUGUCCUCCAGCGGGACAGUCUCCUCUGGCCCGGCUCAGUCCACCAUGACACCAGACAUCUCCACAGGCAUGCCGGGGCUCUCGACCUCCCCAGUCAUGACAGGAGCCGCCGAAGGGACCCUCACCACGCCAAGUGGUCACCCUGGGGCUACGUCGCCGGGCACAACUGCCUUGGACACCUGGACCACCGCCUCCAGCCCAGGGACUCACGGGGCUGCCACUCAAGGUUUCACACACUCACCGGUGACGACUCCCGGGAGCAGGGGUCCGGAGCAUGUGUCCAGGACACGUCCUCCCUUUGAGGAGACAAGCAGCUCUUCCUCCGUGCAAUCGGCCCCCAGCACAGCCUCCCCGUCCCCAGUUGCUCCAACAACACGAGAGAGCGCGUCCUCCCCUCCUCCUCUCGUCACCUCCGUCUGGACCUCUGGCCUGCUGCCGGCCACUGACGCCUUGGGCACAAGCGUGGAUCCCGGAGCCCGUUCCACUGCACAUGUGAGCGAGAGCACAGCGCGGAGCCUGGACUCCUCUGCAGCCUCCACAGGCACAGAGGCAGUUCACCUUCCCGGACACACAGCUGAGACCAGCGCGGGGACCACCCGGUCAGGACAGGAAACACCUUCCUCUGUGCCAGGUGAGUCAGCGCCCCCCGAAGUGACUUCUCCAGUGGCGACCCCUUCCGUCACGAGGGAAAGCAGAGUUUCCGCAGCAGUGCCCGGCUCUUCGGAAACCACUCGGUCUGAGGCAGAGUCAGCAUCCUCCACGAGCCCCGGCCUGAGGGAGGCCAGCACCUCCCAGCCCAUGAGCUCAGCCGCGGAGACAAUGCCCGUCUCUUCCCACGCGCCCACUCGUGAUGGUGCCACGGAGGUCUCCGGGACAGAAGGCAUGUCCUCCAGCGGGACAGUCUCCUCUGGCCCGGCUCAGUCCACCAUGACACCAGACAUCUCCACAGGCAUGCCGGGGCUCUCGACCUCCCCAGUCAUGACAGGAGCCGCCGAAGGGACCCUCACCACGCCAAGUGGUCACCCUGGGGCUACGUCGCCGGGCACAACUGCCUUGGACACCUGGACCACCGCCUCCAGCCCAGGGACUCACGGGGCUGCCACUCAAGGUUUCACACACUCACCGGUGACGACUCCCGGGAGCAGGGGCCCGGAGCAUGUGUCCAGGACACGUCCUCCCUUUGAGGAGACAAGCAGCUCUUCCUCCGUGCAAUCGGCCCCCAGCACAGCCUCCCCGUCCCCAGUUGCUCCUACAACACGAGAGAGCGCGUCCUCCCCUCCUCCUCUCGUCACCUCCGUCUGGACCUCUGGCCUGCUGCCGGCCACUGACGCCUUGGGCACAAGCGUGGAUCCCGGAGCCCGUUCCACUGCACAUGUGAGCGAGAGCACAGCGCGGAGCCUGGACUCCUCUGCAGCCUCCACAGGCACAGAGGCAGUUCACCUUCCCGGACACACAGCUGAGACCAGCGCGGGGACCACCCGGUCAGGACAGGAAACACCUUCCUCUGUGCCAGGCAGAGUCAGCAUCCUCCACGAGCCCCGGCCUGAGGGAGGCCAGCACCUCCCAGCCCAUGAGCUCAGCCGCGGAGACAAUGCCCGUCUCUUCCCACGCGCCACUGGUGAUGGUGCCACGGAGGUCUCCGGGACAGAAGGCAUGUCCUCCAGCGGGACAGUCUCCUCUGGCCCGGCUCAGUCCACCAUGACACCAGACAUCUCCACAGGCAUGCCGGGGCUCUCGACGUCCCCAGUCAUGACAGGAGCCGCCGAAGGGACCCUCACCACGCCAAGUGGUCACCCUGGGGCUACGUCGCCGGGCACAACUGCCUUGGACACCUGGACCACCGCCUCCAGCCCAGGGACUCACGGGGCUGCCACUCAAGGUUUCACACACUCACCGGUGACGACUCCCGGGAGCAGGGGCCCGGAGCAUGUGUCCAGGACACGUCCUCCCUUUGAGGAGACAAGCAGCUCUUCCUCCGUGCAAUCGGCCCCCAGCACAGCCUCCCCGUCCCCAGUUGCUCUUACAACACGAGAGAGCGCGUCCUCCCCUCCUCCUCUCGUCACCUCCGUCUGGACCUCUGGCCUGCUGCCGGCCACUGACGCCUUGGGCACCAGCGUGGAUCCCGGAGCCCGUUCCACUGCACAUGUGAGCGAGAGCACAGCGCGGAGCCUGGACUCCUCUGCAGCCUCCACAGGCACAGAGGCAGUUCACCUUCCCGGACACACAGCUGAGACCAGCGCGGGGACCACCCGGUCAGGACAGGAAACACCUUCCUCUGUGCCAGGUGAGUCAGCGCCCCCCGAAGUGACUUCUCCAGUGGCGACCCCUUCCGUCACGAGGGAAAGCAGAGUUUCCGCAGCAGUGCCCGGCUCUUCGGAAACCACUUGGUCUGAGGCAGAGUCAGCAUCCUCCACGAGCCCCGGCCUGAGGGAGGCCAGCACCUCCCAGCCCAUGAGCUCAGCCGCGGAGACAAUGCCCGUCUCUUCCCACGCGCCCACUGGUGAUGGUGCUACGGAGGUCUCCGGGACAGAAGGCAUGUCCUCCAGCGGGACAGUCUCCUCUGGCCCGUCUCAGUCCACCAUGACACCAGACAUCUCCACAGGCAUGCCGGGGCUCUCGUCCUCCCCAGUCAUGACAGGAGCCGCCGAAGGGACCCUCACCACGCCAAGUGGUCACCCUGGGGCUACGUCGCCGGGCACAACUGCCUUGGACACCUGGACCACCGCCUCCAGCCCAGGGACUCACGGGGCUGCCACUCAAGGUUUCACACACUCACCGGUGACGACUCCCGGGAGCAGAGGCCCGGAGCAUGUGUCCAGGACACGUCCUCCCUUUGAGGAGACAAGCAGCUCUUCCUCCGUGCAAUCGGCCCCCAGCACAGCCUCCCCGUCCCCAGUUGCUCCUACAACACGAGAGAGCGCGUCCUCCCCUCCUCCUCUCGUCACCUCCGUCUGGACCUCUGGCCUGCUGCCGGCCACUGACGCCUUGGGCACAAGCGUGGAUCCCGGAGCCCGUUCCACUGCACAUGUGAGCGAGAGCACAGCGCGGAGCCUGGACUCCUCUGCAGCCUCCACAGGCACAGAGGCAGUUCACCUUCCCGGACACACAGCUGAGACCAGCGCGGGGACCACCAGGUCAGGACAGGAAACACCUUCCUCUGUGCCAGGUGAGUCAGCGCCCCCCGAAGUGACUUCUCCAGUGGCGACCCCUUCCGUCACGAGGGAAAGCAGAGUUUCCGCAGCAGUGCCCGGCUCUUCGGAAACCACUUGGUCUGAGGCAGAGUCAGCAUCCUCCACGAGCCCCGGCCUGAGGGAGGCCAGCACCUCCCAGCCCAUGAGCUCAGCCGCGGAGACAAUGCCCGUCUCUUCCCACGCGCCCACUGGUGAUGGUGCUACGGAGGUCUCCGGGACAGAAGGCAUGUCCUCCAGCGGGACAGUCUCCUCUGGCCCGGCUCAGUCCACCAUGACACCAGACAUCUCCACAGGCAUGCCGGGGCUCUCGACCUCCCCAGUCAUGACAGGAGCCGCCGAAGGGACCCUCACCACGCCAAGUGGUCACCCUGGGGCUACGUCGCCGGGCACAACUGCCUUGGACACCUGGACCACCGCCUCCAGCCCAGGGACUCACGGGGCUGCCACUCAAGGUUUCACACACUCACCGGUGACGACUCCCGGGAGCAGGGGCCCGGAGCAUGUGUCCAGGACACGUCCUCCCUUUGAGGAGACAAGCAGCUCUUCCUCCGUGCAAUCGGCCCCCAGCACAGCCUCCCCGUCCCCAGUUGCUCCUACAACACGAGAGAGCGCGUCCUCCCCUCCUCCUCUCGUCACCUCCGUCUGGACCUCUGGCCUGCUGCCGGCCACUGACGCCUUGGGCACAAGCGUGGAUCCCGGAGCCCGUUCCACUGCACAUGUGAGCGAGAGCACAGCGCGGAGCCUGGACUCCUCUGCAGCCUCCACAGGCACAGAGGCAGUUCACCUUCCCGGACACACAGCUGAGACCAGCGCGGGGACCACCCGGUCAGGACAGGAAACACCUUCCUCUGUGCCAGGUGAGUCAGCGCCCCCCGAAGUGACUUCUCCAGUGGCGACCCCUUCCGUCACGAGGGAAAGCAGAGUUUCCGCAGCAGUGCCCGGCUCUUCGGAAACCACUUGGUCUGAGGCAGAGUCAGCAUCCUCCACGAGCCCCGGCCUGAGGGAGGCCAGCACCUCCCAGCCCAUGAGCUCAGCCGCGGAGACAAUGCCCGUCUCUUCCCACGCGCCCACUCGUGAUGGUGCCACGGAGGUCUCCGGGACAGAAGGCAUGUCCUCCAGCGGGACAGUCUCCUCUGUCCCGGCUCAGUCCACCAUGACACCAGACAUCUCCACAGGCAUGCCGGGGCUCUCGUCCUCCCCAGUCAUGACAGGAGCCGCCGAAGGGACCCUCACCACGCCAAGUGGUCACCCUGGGGCUACGUCGCCGGGCACAACUGCCUUGGACACCUGGACCGCCGCCUCCAGCCCAGGGACUCACGGGGCUGCCACUCAAGGUUUCACACACUCACCGGUGACGACUCCCGGGAGCAGGGGCCCGGAGCAUGUGUCCAGGACACGUCCUCCCUUUGAGGAGACAAGCAGCUCUUCCUCCGUGCAAUCGGCCCCCAGCACAGCCUCCCCGUCCCCAGUUGCUCCUACAACACGAGAGAGCGCGUCCUCCCCUCCUCCUCUCGUCACCUCCGUCUGGACCUCUGGCCUGCUGCCGGCCACUGACGCCUUGGGCACAAGCGUGGAUCCCGGAGCCCGUUCCACUGCACAUGUGAGCGAGAGCACAGCGCGGAGCCUGGACUCCUCUGCAGCCUCCACAGGCACAGAGGCAGUUCACCUUCCCGGACACACAGCUGAGACCAGCGCGGGGACCACCCGGUCAGGACAGGAAACACCUUCCUCUGUGCCAGGUGAGUCAGCGCCCCCCGAAGUGACUUCUCCAGUGGCGACCCCUUCCGUCACGAGGGAAAGCAGAGUUUCCGCAGCAGUGCCCGGCUCUUCGGAAACCACUUGGUCUGAGGCAGAGUCAGCAUCCUCCACGAGCCCCGGCCUGAGGGAGGCCAGCACCUCCCAGCCCAUGAGCUCAGCCGCGGAGACAAUGCCCGUCUCUUCCCACGCGCCCACUGGUGAUGGUGCUACGGAGGUCUCCGGGACAGAAGGCAUGUCCUCCAGCGGGACAGUCUCCUCUGGCCCGGCUCAGUCCACCAUGACACCAGACAUCUCCACAGGCAUGCCGGGGCUCUCGACGUCCCCAGUCAUGACAGGAGCCGCGGAAGGGACCCUCACCACGCCAAGUGGUCACCCUGGGGCUACGUCGCCGGGCACAACUGCCUUGGACACCUGGACCACCGCCUCCAGCCCAGGGACUCACGGGGCUGCCACUCAAGGUUUCACACACUCACCGGUGCCGACUCCCGGGAGCAGGGGCCCGGAGCAUGUGUCCAGGACACGUCCUCCCUUUGAGGAGACAAGCAGCUCUUCCUCCGUGCAAUCGGCCCCCAGCACAGCCUCCCCGUCCCCAGUUGCUCUUACAACACGAGAGAGCGCGUCCUCCCCUCCUCCUCUCGUCACCUCCGUCUGGACCUCUGGCCUGCUGCCGGCCACUGACGCCUUGGGCACCAGCGUGGAUCCCGGAGACCGUUCCACUGCACAUGUGAGCGAGAGCACAGCGCGGAGCCUGGACUCCUCUGCAGCCUCCACAGGCACAGAGGCAGUUCACCUUCCCGGACACACAGCUGAGACCAGCGCGGGGACCACCCGGUCAGGACAGGAAACACCUUCCUCUGUGCCAGGUGAGUCAGCGCCCCCCGAAGUGACUUCUCCAGUGGCGACCCCUUCCGUCACGAGGGAAAGCAGAGUUUCCGCAGCAGUGCCCGGCUCUUCGGAAACCACUUGGUCUGAGGCAGAGUCAGCAUCCUCCACGAGCCCCGGCCUGAGGGAGGCCAGCACCUCCCAGCCCAUGAGCUCAGCCGCGGAGACAAUGCCCGUCUCUUCCCACGCGCCCACUCGUGAUGGUGCCACGGAGGUCUCCGGGACAGAAGGCAUGUCCUCCAGCGGGACAGUCUCCUCUGUCCCGGCUCAGUCCACCAUGACACCAGACAUCUCCACAGGCAUGCCGGGGCUCUCGUCCUCCCCAGUCAUGACAGUAGCCGCCGAAGGGACCCUCACCACGCCAAGUGGUCACCCUGGGGCUACGUCGCCGGGCACAACUGCCUUGGACACCUGGACCACCGCCUCCAGCCCAGGGACUCAAGGGGCUGCCACUCAAGGUUUCACACACUCACCGGUGACGACUCCCGGGAGCAGAGGCCCGGAGCAUGUGUCCAGGACACGUCCUCCCUUUGAGGAGACAAGCAGCUCUUCCUCCGUGCAAUCGGCCCCCAGCACAGCCUCCCCGUCCCCAGUUGCUCCUACAACACGAGAGAGCGCGUCCUCCCCUCCUCCUCUCGUCACCUCCGUCUGGACCUCUGGCCUGCUGCCGGCCACUGACGCCUUGGGCACAAGCGUGGAUCCCGGAGCCCGUUCCACUGCACAUGUGAGCGAGAGCACAGCGCGGAGCCUGGACUCCUCUGCAGCCUCCACAGGCACAGAGGCAGUUCACCUUCCCGGACACACAGCUGAGACCAGCGCGGGGACCACCAGGUCAGGACAGGAAACACCUUCCUCUGUGCCAGGUGAGUCAGCGCCCCCCGAAGUGACUUCUCCAGUGGCGACCCCUUCCGUCACGAGGGAAAGCAGAGUUUCCGCAGCAGUGCCCGGCUCUUCGGAAACCACUUGGUCUGAGGCAGAGUCAGCAUCCUCCACGAGCCCCGGCCUGAGGGAGGCCAGCACCUCCCAGCCCAUGAGCUCAGCCGCGGAGACAAUGCCCGUCUCUUCCCACGCGCCCACUCGUGAUGGUGCCACGGAGGUCUCCGGGACAGAAGGCAUGUCCUCCAGCGGGACAGUCUCCUCUGUCCCGGCUCAGUCCACCAUGACACCAGACAUCUCCACAGGCAUGCCGGGGCUCUCGACCUCCCCAGUCAUGACAGGAGCCGCCGAAGGGACCCUCACCACGCCAAGUGGUCACCCUGGGGCUACGUCGCCGGGCACAACUGCCUUGGACACCUGGACCACCGCCUCCAGCCCAGGGACUCACGGGGCUGCCACUCAAGGUUUCACACACUCACCGGUGACGACUCCCGGGAGCAGGGGCCCGGAGCAUGUGUCCAGGACACGUCCUCCCUUUGAGGAGACAAGCAGCUCUUCCUCCGUGCAAUCGGCCCCCAGCACAGCCUCCCCGUCCCCAGUUGCUCCUACAACACGAGAGAGCGCGUCCUCCCCUCCUCCUCUCGUCACCUCCGUCUGGACCUCUGGCCUGCUGCCGGCCACUGACGCCUUGGGCACAAGCGUGGAUCCCGGAGCCCGUUCCACUGCACAUGUGAGCGAGAGCACAGCGCGGAGCCUGGACUCCUCUGCAGCCUCCACAGGCACAGAGGCAGUUCACCUUCCCGGACACACAGCUGAGACCAGCGCGGGGACCACCCGGUCAGGACAGGAAACACCUUCCUCUGUGCCAGGUGAGUCAGCGCCCCCCGAAGUGACUUCUCCAGUGGCGACCCCUUCCGUCACGAGGGAAAGCAGAGUUUCCGCAGCAGUGCCCGGCUCUUCGGAAACCACUUGGUCUGAGGCAGAGUCAGCAUCCUCCACGAGCCCCGGCCUGAGGGAGGCCAGCACCUCCCAGCCCAUGAGCUCAGCCGCGGAGACAAUGCCCGUCUCUUCCCACGCGCCCACUCGUGAUGGUGCCACGGAGGUCUCCGGGACAGAAGGCAUGUCCUCCAGCGGGACAGUCUCCUCUGUCCCGGCUCAGUCCACCAUGACACCAGACAUCUCCACAGGCAUGCCGGGGCUCUCGACCUCCCCAGUCAUGACAGGAGCCGCCGAAGGGACCCUCACCACGCCAAGUGGUCACCCUGGGGCUACGUCGCCGGGCACAACUGCCUUGGACACCUGGACCACCGCCUCCAGCCCAGGGACUCACGGGGCUGCCACUCAAGGUUUCACACACUCACCGGUGACGACUCCCGGGAGCAGGGGCCCGGAGCAUGUGUCCAGGACACGUCCUCCCUUUGAGGAGACAAGCAGCUCUUCCUCCGUGCAAUCGGCCCCCAGCACAGCCUCCCCGUCCCCAGUUGCUCCUACAACACGAGAGAGCGCGUCCUCCCCUCCUCCUCUCGUCACCUCCGUCUGGACCUCUGGCCUGCUGCCGGCCACUGACGCCUUGGGCACAAGCGUGGAUCCCGGAGCCCGUUCCACUGCACAUGUGAGCGAGAGCACAGCGCGGAGCCUGGACUCCUCUGCAGCCUCCACAGGCACAGAGGCAGUUCACCUUCCCGGACACACAGCUGAGACCCGCGCGGGGACCACCCGGUCAGGACAGGAAACACCUUCCUCUGUGCCAGGUGAGUCAGCGCCCCCCGAAGUGACUUCUCCAGUGGCGACCCCUUCCGUCACGAGGGAAAGCAGAGUUUCCGCAGCAGUGCCCGGCUCUUCGGAAACCACUUGGUCUGAGGCAGAGUCAGCAUCCUCCACGAGCCCCGGCCUGAGGGAGGCCAGCACCUCCCAGCCCAUGAGCUCAGCCGCGGAGACAAUGCCCGUCUCUUCCCACGCGCCCACUGGUGAUGGUGCUACGGAGGUCUCCGGGACAGAAGGCAUGUCCUCCAGCGGGACAGUCUCCUCUGGCCCGGCUCAGUCCACCAUGACACCAGACAUCUCCACAGGCAUGCCGGGGCUCUCGUCCUCCCCAGUCAUGACAGUAGCCGCCGAAGGGACCCUCACCACGCCAAGUGGUCACCCUGGGGCUACGUCGCCGGGCACAACUGCCUUGGACACCUGGACCACCGCCUCCAGCCCAGGGACUCACGGGGCUGCCACUCAAGGUUUCACACACUCACCGGUGACGACUCCCGGGAGCAGGGGCCCGGAGCAUGUGUCCAGGACACGUCCUCCCUUUGAGGAGACAAGCAGCUCUUCCUCCGUGCAAUCGGCCCCCAGCACAGCCUCCCCGUCCCCAGUUGCUCCUACAACACGAGAGAGCGCGUCCUCCCCUCCUCCUCUCGUCACCUUCGUCUGGACCUCUGGCCUGCUGCCGGCCACUGACGCCUUGGGCACAAGCGUGGAUCCCGGAGCCCGUUCCACUGCACAUGUGAGCGAGAGCACAGCGCGGAGCCUGGACUCCUCUGCAGCCUCCACAGGCACAGAGGCAGUUCACCUUCCCGGACACACAGCUGAGACCAGCGCGGGGACCACCCGGUCAGGACAGGAAACACCUUCCUCUGUGCCAGGUGAGUCAGCGCCCCCCGAAGUGACUUCUCCAGUGGCGACCCCUUCCGUCACGAGGGAAAGCAGAGUUUCCGCAGCAGUGCCCGGCUCUUCGGAAACCACUUGGUCUGAGGCAGAGUCAGCAUCCUCCACGAGCCCCGGCCUGAGGGAGGCCAGCACCUCCCAGCCCAUGAGCUCAGCCGCGGAGACAAUGCCCGUCUCUUCCCACGCGCCCACUGGUGAUGGUGCUACGGAGGUCUCCGGGACAGAAGGCAUGUCCUCCAGCGGGACAGUCUCCUCUGUCCCGGCUCAGUCCACCAUGACACCAGACAUCUCCACGGCAUGCCGGGGCUCUCGUACCUCCCCAGUCAUGACAGGAGCCGCCGAAGGGACCCUCACCACGCCAAGUGGUCACCCUGGGGCUACGUCGCCGGGCACAACUGCCUUGGACACCUGGACCACCGCCUCCAGCCCAGGGACUCAAGGGGCUGCCACUCAAGGUUUCACACACUCACCGGUGACGACUCCCGGGAGCAGAGGCCCGGAGCAUGUGUCCAGGACACGUCCUCCCUUUGAGGAGACAAGCGGCUCUUCCUCCGUGCAAUCGGCCCCCAGCACAGCCUCCCCGUCCCCAGUUGCUCCUACAACACGAGAGAGCGCGUCCUCCCCUCCUCCUCUCGUCACCUCCGUCUGGACCUCUGGCCUGCUGCCGGCCACUGACGCCUUGGGCACAAGCGUGGAUCCCGGAGCCCGUUCCACUGCACAUGUGAGCGAGAGCACAGCGCGGAGCCUGGACUCCUCUGCAGCCUCCACAGGCACAGAGGCAGUUCACCUUCCCGGACACACAGCUGAGACCAGCGCGGGGACCACCAGGUCAGGACAGGAAACACCUUCCUCUGUGCCAGGUGAGUCAGCGCCCCCCGAAGUGACUUCUCCAGUGGCGACCCCUUCCGUCACGAGGGAAAGCAGAGUUUCCGCAGCAGUGCCCGGCUCUUCGGAAACCACUUGGUCUGAGGCAGAGUCAGCAUCCUCCACGAGCCCCGGCCUGAGGGAGGCCAGCACCUCCCAGCCCAUGAGCUCAGCCGCGGAGACAAUGCCCGUCUCUUCCCACGCGCCCACUCGUGAUGGUGCCACGGAGGUCUCCGGGACAGAAGGCAUGUCCUCCAGCGGGACAGUCUCCUCUGUCCCGGCUCAGUCCACCAUGACACCAGACAUCUCCACAGGCAUGCCGGGGCUCUCGACCUCCCCAGUCAUGACAGGAGCCGCCGAAGGGACCCUCACCACGCCAAGUGGUCACCCUGGGGCUACGUCGCCGGGCACAACUGCCUUGGACACCUGGACCACCGCCUCCAGCCCAGGGACUCACGGGGCUGCCACUCAAGGUUUCACACACUCACCGGUGACGACUCCCGGGAGCAGGGGCCCGGAGCAUGUGUCCAGGACACGUCCUCCCUUUGAGGAGACAAGCAGCUCUUCCUCCGUGCAAUCGGCCCCCAGCACAGCCUCCCCGUCCCCAGUUGCUCCUACAACACGAGAGAGCGCGUCCUCCCCUCCUCCUCUCGUCACCUCCGUCUGGACCUCUGGCCUGCUGCCGGCCACUGACGCCUUGGGCACAAGCGUGGAUCCCGGAGCCCGUUCCACUGCACAUGUGAGCGAGAGCACAGCGCGGAGCCUGGACUCCUCUGCAGCCUCCACAGGCACAGAGGCAGUUCACCUUCCCGGACACACAGCUGAGACCAGCGCGGGGACCACCAGGUCAGGACAGGAAACACCUUCCUCUGUGCCAGGUGAGUCAGCGCCCCCCGAAGUGACUUCUCCAGUGGCGACCCCUUCCGUCACGAGGGAAAGCAGAGUUUCCGCAGCAGUGCCCGGCUCUUCGGAAACCACUUGGUCUGAGGCAGAGUCAGCAUCCUCCACGAGCCCCGGCCUGAGGGAGGCCAGCACCUCCCAGCCCAUGAGCUCAGCCGCGGAGACAAUGCCCGUCUCUUCCCACGCGCCCACUGGUGAUGGUGCUACGGAGGUCUCCGGGACAGAAGGCAUGUCCUCCAGCGGGACAGUCUCCUCUGGCCCGGCUCAGUCCACCAUGACACCAGACAUCUCCACAGGCAUGCCGGGGCUCUCGACGUCCCCAGUCAUGACAGGAGCCGCCGAAGGGACCCUCACCACGCCAAGUGGUCACCCUGGGGCUACGUCGCCGGGCACAACUGCCUUGGACACCUGGACCACCGCCUCCAGCCCAGGGACUCACGGGGCUGCCACUCAAGGUUUCACACACUCACCGGUGACGACUCCCGGGAGCAGAGGCCCGGAGCAUGUGUCCAGGACACGUCCUCCCUUUGAGGAGACAAGCAGCUCUUCCUCCGUGCAAUCGGCCCCCAGCACAGCCUCCCCGUCCCCAGUUGCUCCUACAACACGAGAGAGCGCGUCCUCCCCUCCUCCUCUCGUCACCUCCGUCUGGACCUCUGGCCUGCUGCCGGCCACUGACGCCUUGGGCACAAGCGUGGAUCCCGGAGCCCGUUCCACUGCACAUGUGAGCGAGAGCACAGCGCGGAGCCUGGACUCCUCUGCAGCCUCCACAGGCACAGAGGCAGUUCACCUUCCCGGACACACAGCUGAGACCAGCGCGGGGACCACCCGGUCAGGACAGGAAACACCUUCCUCUGUGCCAGGUGAGUCAGCGCCCCCCGAAGUGACUUCUCCAGUGGCGACCCCUUCCGUCACGAGGGAAAGCAGAGUUUCCGCAGCAGUGCCCGGCUCUUCGGAAACCACUUGGUCUGAGGCAGAGUCAGCAUCCUCCACGAGCCCCGGCCUGAGGGAGGCCAGCACCUCCCAGCCCAUGAGCUCAGCCGCGGAGACAAUGCCCGUCUCUUCCCACGCGCCCACUCGUGAUGGUGCCACGGAGGUCUCCGGGACAGAAGGCAUGUCCUCCAGCGGGACAGUCUCCUCUGUCCCGGCUCAGUCCACCAUGACACCAGACAUCUCCACAGGCAUGCCGGGGCUCUCGACGUCCCCAGUCAUGACAGGAGCCGCGGAAGGGACCCUCACCACGCCAAGUGGUCACCCUGGGGCUACGUCGCCGGGCACAACUGCCUUGGACACCUGGACCACCGCCUCCAGCCCAGGGACUCACGGGGCUGCCACUCAAGGUUUCACACACUCACCGGUGACGACUCCCGGGAGCAGGGGCCCGGAGCAUGUGUCCAGGACACGUCCUCCCUUUGAGGAGACAAGCAGCUCUUCCUCCGUGCAAUCGGCCCCCAGCACAGCCUCCCCGUCCCCAGUUGCUCCUACAACACGAGAGAGCGCGUCCUCCCCUCCUCCUCUCGUCACCUCCGUCUGGACCUCUGGCCUGCUGCCGGCCACUGACGCCUUGGGCACAAGCGUGGAUCCCGGAGCCUGUUCCACUGCACAUGUGAGCGAGAGCACAGCGCGGAGCCUGGACUCCUCUGCAGCCUCCACAGGCACAGAGGCAGUUCACCUUCCCGGACACACAGCUGAGACCAGCGCGAGGACCACCCGCUCAGGACAGGAAACACCUUCCUCUGUGCCAGGUGAGUCAGCGCCCCCCGAAGUGACUUCUCCAAUGGCGACCCCUUCCGUCACGAGGGAAAGCAGAGUUUCCGCAGCAGUGCCCGGCUCUUCGGAAACCACUUGGUCUGAGGCAGAGUCAGCAUCCUCCACGAGCCCCGGCCUGAGGGAGGCCAAAACCUCCCAGCCCAUGAGCUCAGCCGCGGAGACAAUGCCCGUCUAUUCCCACGAGCCCACUGGUGAUGGUGCUACGGAGGUCUCCGGGACAGAAGGCAUGUCCUCCAGCGGGACAGUCUCCUCUGGCCCGGCUCAGUCCACCAUGACACCAGACAUCUCCACAGGCAUGCCGGGGCUCUCGUCCUCCCCAGUCAUGACAGGAGCCGCCGAAGGGACCCUCACCACGCCAAGUGGUCACCCUGGGGCUACGUCGCCGGGCACAACUGCCUUGGACACCUGGACCACCGCCUCCAGCCCAGGGACUCACGGGGCUGCCACUCAAGGUUUCACACACUCACCGGUGACGACUCCCGGGAGCAGGGGCCCGGAGCAUGUGUCCAGGACACGUCCUCCCUUUGAGGAGACAAGCGGCUCUUCCUCCGUGCAAUCGGCCCCCAGCACAGCCUCCCCGUCCCCAGUUGCUCCUACAACACGAGAGAGCGCGUCCUCCCCUCCUCCUCUCGUCACCUCCGUCUGGACCUCUGGCCUGCUGCCGGCCACUGACGCCUUGGGCACAAGCGUGGAUCCCGGAGCCCGUUCCACUGCACAUGUGAGCGAGAGCACAGCGCGGAGCCUGGACUCCUCUGCAGCCUCCACAGGCACAGAGGCAUUUCACCUUCCCGGACACACAGCUGAGACCAGCGCGAGGACCACCCGCUCAGGACAGGAAACACCUUCCUCUGUGCCAGGUGAGUCAGCGCCCCCCGAAGUGACUUCUCCAAUGGCGACCCCUUCCGUCACGAGGGAAAGCAGAGUUUCCGCAGCAGUGCCCGGCUCUUCGGAAACCACUUGGUCUGAGGCAGAGUCAGCAUCCUCCACGAGCCCCGGCCUGAGGGAGGCCAAAACCUCCCAGCCCAUGAGCUCAGCCGCGGAGACAAUGCCCGUCUUUUCCCACGCGCCCACUGGUGAUGGUGCUACGGAGGUCUCCGGGACAGAAGGCAUGUCCUCCAGCGGGACAGUCUCCUCUGGCCCGGCUCAGUCCACCAUGACACCAGACAUCUCCACAGGCAUGCCGGGGCUCUCGUCCUCCCCAGUCAUGACAGUAGCCGCCGAAGGGACCCUCACCACGCCAAGUGGUCACCCUGGGGCUACGUCGCCGGGCACAACUGCCUUGGACACCUGGACCACCGCCUCCAGCCCAGGGACUCAAGGGGCUGCCACUCAAGGUUUCACACACUCACCGGUGACGACUCCCGGGAGCAGAGGCCCGGAGCAUGUGUCCAGGACACGUCCUCCCUUUGAGGAGACAAGCAGCUCUUCCUCCGUGCAAUCGGCCCCCAGCACAGCCUCCCCGUCCCCAGUUGCUCCUACAACACGAGAGAGCGCGUCCUCCCCUCCUCCUCUCGUCACCUCCGUCUGGACCUCUGGCCUGCUGCCGGCCACUGACGCCUUGGGCACAAGCGUGGAUCCCGGAGCCCGUUCCACUGCACAUGUGAGCGAGAGCACAGCGCGGAGCCUGGACUCCUCUGCAGCCUCCACAGGCACAGAGGCAGUUCACCUUCCCGGACACACAGCUGAGACCAGCGCGGGGACCACCAGGUCAGGACAGGAAACACCUUCCUCUGUGCCAGGUGAGUCAGCGCCCCCCGAAGUGACUUCUCCAGUGGCGACCCCUUCCGUCACGAGGGAAAGCAGAGUUUCCGCAGCAGUGCCCGGCUCUUCGGAAACCACUUGGUCUGAGGCAGAGUCAGCAUCCUCCACGAGCCCCGGCCUGAGGGAGGCCAGCACCUCCCAGCCCAUGAGCUCAGCCGCGGAGACAAUGCCCGUCUCUUCCCACGCGCCCACUCGUGAUGGUGCCACGGAGGUCUCCGGGACAGAAGGCAUGUCCUCCAGCGGGACAGUCUCCUCUGUCCCGGCUCAGUCCACCAUGACACCAGACAUCUCCACAGGCAUGCCGGGGCUCUCGACCUCCCCAGUCAUGACAGGAGCCGCCGAAGGGACCCUCACCACGCCAAGUGGUCACCCUGGGGCUACGUCGCCGGGCACAACUGCCUUGGACACCUGGACCACCGCCUCCAGCCCAGGGACUCACGGGGCUGCCACUCAAGGUUUCACACACUCACCGGUGACGACUCCCGGGAGCAGGGGCCCGGAGCAUGUGUCCAGGACACGUCCUCCCUUUGAGGAGACAAGCAGCUCUUCCUCCGUGCAAUCGGCCCCCAGCACAGCCUCCCCGUCCCCAGUUGCUCCUACAACACGAGAGAGCGCGUCCUCCCCUCCUCCUCUCGUCACCUCCGUCUGGACCUCUGGCCUGCUGCCGGCCACUGACGCCUUGGGCACAAGCGUGGAUCCCGGAGCCCGUUCCACUGCACAUGUGAGCGAGAGCACAGCGCGGAGCCUGGACUCCUCUGCAGCCUCCACAGGCACAGAGGCAGUUCACCUUCCCGGACACACAGCUGAGACCAGCGCGGGGACCACCCGGUCAGGACAGGAAACACCUUCCUCUGUGCCAGGUGAGUCAGCGCCCCCCGAAGUGACUUCUCCAGUGGCGACCCCUUCCGUCACGAGGGAAAGCAGAGUUUCCGCAGCAGUGCCCGGCUCUUCGGAAACCACUUGGUCUGAGGCAGAGUCAGCAUCCUCCACGAGCCCUGGCCUGAGGGAGGCCAGCACCUCCCAGCCCAUGAGCUCAGCCGCGGAGACAAUGCCCGUCUCUUCCCACGCGCCCACUGGUGAUGGUGCUACGGAGGUCUCCGGGACAGAAGGCAUGUCCUCCAGCGGGACAGUCUCCUCUGGCCCGUCUCAGUCCACCAUGACACCAGACCUCUCCACAGGCAUGCCGGGGCUCUCGUCCUCCCCAGUCAUGACAGGAGCCGCCGAAGGGACCCUCACCACGCCAAGUGGUCACCCUGGGGCUACGUCGCCGGGCACAACUGCCUUGGACACCUGGACCACCGCCUCCAGCCCAGGGACUCACGGGGCUGCCACUCAAGGUUUCACACACUCACCGGUGACGACUCCCGGGAGCAGAGGCCCGGAGCAUGUGUCCAGGACACGUCCUCCCUUUGAGGAGACAAGCAGCUCUUCCUCCGUGCAAUCGGCCCCCAGCACAGCCUCCCCGUCCCCAGUUGCUCCUACAACACGUGAGAGCGCGUCCUCCCCUCCUCCUCUCGUCACCUUCGUCUGGACCUCUGGCCUGCUGCCGGCCACUGACGCCUUGGGCACAAGCGUGGAUCCCGGAGCCCGUUCCCCUGCACAUGUGAGCGAGAGCACAGCGCGGAGCCUGGACUCCUCUGCAGCCUCCACAGGCACAGAGGCAGUUCACCUUCCCGGACACACAGCUGAGACCAGCGCGGGGACCACCAGGUCAGGACAGGAAACACCUUCCUCUGUGCCAGGUGAGUCAGCGCCCCCCGAAGUGACUUCUCCAGUGGCGACCCCUUCCGUCACGAGGGAAAGCAGAGUUUCCGCAGCAGUGCCCGGCUCUUCGGAAACCACUUGGUCUGAGGCAGAGUCAGCAUCCUCCACGAGCCCCGGCCUGAGGGAGGCCAGCACCUCCCAGCCCAUGAGCUCAGCCGCGGAGACAAUGCCCGUCUCUUCCCACGCGCCCACUCGUGAUGGUGCCACGGAGGUCUCCGGGACAGAAGGCAUGUCCUCCAGCGGGACAGUCUCCUCUGGCCCGUCUCAGUCCACCAUGACACCAGACAUCUCCACAGGCAUGCCGGGGCUCUCGUCCUCCCCAGUCAUGACAGGAGCCGCCGAAGGGACCCUCACCACGCCAAGUGGUCACCCUGGGGCUACGUCGCCGGGCACAACUGCCUUGGACACCUGGACCACCGCCUCCAGCCCAGGGACUCACGGGGCUGCCACUCAAGAUACAAGAGUCCCUUUGAUCACCCAUCCUGCACAUACCAGCCCAAUUUUGCCCCAAACAACUCCCAGUGUUUUCUAUACUGAAUCAGAUAGCACACCCUUGAUGGCCACCAGUCCUGGGACAGAAACUAGUUCAACUGUUCUAGCUACAACUGUCCAACCUGUUGUAUCAGAGGUGGUGACUUCACAGGCUACUAGUUCUGGGGCAGAGACCAGCACAACUUUUCCAAUUUUGACAAUUUCCCCAAAUCAACUGGAGACCACAGCCUCAUGGGUCACCCAUCCUUCAGAGACCAGCCCAAUUGUUUCCCAAACGACUUUCAAUUUUUCCCGUAGUGAAUUAGACAGCACAAUCUCAAUGGCCACCAUUCCUGGGGCAGAAUCCAGUUCAACUAUUCCAGCUAUAACUGUCCAACCUGUUGUACCAGAGGUGGUGACCUCACAGGCUACUAGUACUAGGGCAGAGACCAGCAUAGUUUUUCCAACUUUGACAAUUUCCCCAGAUCAACUGGAGAUCACACCCUCAUGGAUCACCCAUUAUGGGACAGAAGUCAGGUCAGCUGUUCCAACUCGGACUGAUUCCUCUGGUGAGCCACAUACAACAGUCUUAUUUGUCACCCAUCCUAAAGAGACCAGCCCAACAAUGUCCAAGACAACCCCCAGUGUUUCCCCUAGUGAAUCAGAAUCCACACUCACAGUGGCCACCGACUCUGGGACAGAAACCAGUUCAGCUCUUCCAACUCUGACUGUCUCUCCUAGUGUACCAGAUAAGGUGACCUCACAGGUCACUAUUUCUGAAACAGAUGACAGCACAGUUGUUCCAACUCUGACUCUUACUGCUGGUGAACCAGAGACUACAGCCUUAUUGGCCACCCACCCCAGUGCAGAGACAAGCAUAAAUUUUCUUGCUUCAACUAUUUUUCCUCAUUUACCAGAUACCACAGCCUCACUAUCCAUCCAACCUGGGAUGGACCUCAGCACAACUAUUUCAACUUCAACUCUUUUCCAUGGUUCAUCAGACACCACAAGCUUACUGGCCACCAGCCCUGCAUCUGAGACCAGUACAGGUCUUCCAACUCUGACUAUUUCCUCUGUUGUUCUUGGGCCUGCCAGUACCCCUGCAACCACAGGUGAGCCUUAUACUGUAGCUUUCUGGAGCACACUAACCUCUCCACCUGCAACCUCAGUUGGUCUUUCAGAAUUUUCUGACACUAUGACUGGGGGCACUGUGACCUUGACUGCAGCUGAAAGCAACCCAGGAGGAUUAAGUCCAACCACUAUCCUGAAAACUACAACUCUUGCAGCCACUAAGUCAGCUGCCACAGGUUCAGACCGCACUGUGGCUGAGACUACAGCCACUUUCAGUACACUGUCUGAAAGUUCCUUUGUCCCUGUGACCAUACCUGAGACGUCCACCGAGGCCUAUGUGAGUGUGACGUCAAGAACAAGCUUCAACCACAGAACUGCAGUUCCUUUCUUGAUGCCUUUUAUUGUCAACUUCACCAUCACUAACCUGCGUUACACAGAGGACAUGGGAAACCUGGGCUCUGAGAUAUUCAAUGCCACUGAAAGGAACCUGCAGCAACUGCUGGGGCCCUUGUUCAGGAACAGCAUCGGUUCCCUCUAUGCUGGGUGCAGAUUGACCUUGCUCAGGGCUGAAAAGGAGGGAGCAAGCACGACAGUGGGUGUGAUAUGCACCCACUACGCAGAUCCCACAGGCUUCAGGCUGGACAGAGAACAGCUGUACUGGGAGCUAAGCCGGCAGACCCAUGGUGUCACUCGGCUGGACCCCUACACCCUGGACAGCAAUAGUCUCUUCGUCAGUGAUGUGGGCCCAGCUCCAGUGCCUUUCACCCUCAAUUUCACCAUCACCAACAUGCUCUACACCCCAGACAUGAGGCUCCCGGGCUCUGCGAAGUUCAAUUCCACUGAGAGGGUUUUGAAUCACCUGCUUGGUCCUUUGUUCAAGAACACCAGCAUUGGCCCACUGUAUUCUGGCUGCCGACUGGCCCUGCUCAGGACUGAGAGAGAUGGGGCAUCAACUGGAGUGGACACCAUCUGCACCUACCGUCCUAACCCCAUAGGCCCUGGACUGGACAUAGAAGAGUUGUACCAGGAGCUGAGUCAGCUGACCCAUGGCGUCACCCUGCUGGGCACCUACACCCUGGAUAGAGACAGUCUCUAUGUCAAUGGUGUGAGCCCUUCUCUGGUGUCCUUCACCCUCAACUUCACCAUCACCAGCCUGCGCUACACAGAGGGCAUGGGGAACCCGGGAUCUGAGAUAUUCAACAGCAUGGAGAGAAUCUUGAAUCGCCUGCUCAAACCAUUGUUCCAGAACAGCAGUAUUGGGCCCUUCUAUUUUGGCUGCAGAUUGACCUUGCUCAGGCCUGAAAAAAAUGGAACAACCACUGGAAUUGAUACUGUCUGCACAUACCAUUCUGACUAUGUGGAUCCUAAGCUGGACAGAGAGCAGCUGUACUGGGAGAUGAGCCGUGGGACCCAUGGUGUUACCCAGCUGGGCUCCUUCACACUGGACAAGGACAGCCUCUACAUCAAUGGUUAUACCCAUAAGACCUCAGCCUCCACCCCCAGUGACCAUUUAUCUUCAGCUACCGUGAUCUCUACUCUCUUCCCAAGGACUUCGCUGGUACCAAUCCACUUCUUCAACUCCACAGCAGCUGUUUCUUUCCUGGUGCCAUUUACCCUCAACUUCACCAUCACCAACCUGCACUAUGAGGAGGACAUGCAGCGCCCGGGCUCCAGGAAAUUCAACACCACAGAGAGGAUCCUGCAGGGUCUGCUCAAAUCUGUGUUCAAGAAAAGCAGUCUGAGAUUACUCUAUGCAGGCUGCAGACUAGCCUCGCUCAGCUCUCAGAAGGAGGGGACAGCCACCAGAGUGGAUGUCAUCUGCACUCAUCACCCUGACCCUGAAGGUCCUGGACUAGACAGAGAGCAGCUGUACUGGGAGCUGAGACAGCUGACCCAUGGCAUCAACAUGCUGAGACCCUACACGCUGGACAGGGACAGUCUCUAUGUCAAUGGUUUCACCCAUCAGAGCUCCACACUCAUCACCAGCACUCCUGGGACAUCCACAGUUGAGCAAGAGAACUUUGGAACUCCACCUUCAUUCUCCAGCCCCACAGCUGCUGGCCCUGCCCUCAUGUCCUUCACUCUCAACUUUACCAUCACCAACCUGAACUACACAGAGGACAUGCAGCCAGGCUCUGCGAAGUUCAACUCCACAGAGUCAAUUCUACAAUAUCUGCUUGAGCCCUUGUUCACCAACAGCAGCAUUGGCUCACUCUACACUGGCUGCAGACUGACUACACUAAGGUGGGUCCUGUUUCCAUAUCUAUGUCCUUCUCUCCCCAGGCCUGAAAAGGGUGAAACAGCCACUGGAGUUGAUGCCAUCUGUACCUACCAUCCUGACCCUGCAGGCCCCGUGCUGGAUAGGGAGCAGCUCUACUGGGAGCUGAGCCACCAGACCCAUGGUGUCACCUGGCUUUAUCCCUACAUCCUAGAUAGGGAUCAUCUCUAUGUCAAUGGCAGUGAUUCAGGGUUUGAUAUCUUCCCUCUCAACUUUACUGCAGUCUCUGUCCUUGCCCUGGUGCCAUUCACCCUUAACUUCACCAUAACAAACCUGCACUACAUGAAGGACAUGCAACAUCCAAGCUCAGUAAAGUUCAACAAAAUAGAAAAGAUCCUGCAGCACCUGCUCAGACCCUUGUUUAAGAACACCAGUAUCAGCCUUCUCUAUUCCAGCUGUAGACUCACCUUGCUCAGGCCAGAAAGAGAUGGAGCAGCCACCAGUGUGGACACAGCUUGCAACUACCGUCCUGACCCUGCAGGCCCCAGGCUGGACAGAAAGCAGCUGUACAGGGAGCUGAGCCAGCUGACCCAAGGUGUCACCAAGUUGGGUCCCUACACCCUGGACCAGGACAGUCUCUAUGUCAAUGGUUACACACACCAGACUUCAGUGCCCACUACACCCACCCCAGGCCUGACUAAGUGUGGGCUCUCCUCUCCCUCCCCUGUUGCAGCCACAGGACCACCCCUGGUGCCUUUUACCCUCAACUUCACCAUCACUAACCUGCACUACACAGAUGACAUGUGGCCUCCAAGCUCCUUGAAAUUCAAUACCACCGAGAAGUCCCUGCAGCCCCUGCUCAAGGCCUUGUUCAAGAAUACUAGUGUGGGAACCCUCUACUCAGGCUGCAGGCUGACCCGCCUCAGGCCCAAGAAGAAAGGGACAGCCACUGGAGUGGACAUUGUCUGCACACACCGCCCUGACCCUGUGGUCCCCGGACUGGACAGGGAGCGGUUGUACUGGGAGCUGAGCCUGCUGACAGGUGGUUUCACCCACUUGGACCUCUACAUCCUAGACCAGAACAGUUUUUACGUCAACGGUUACACCUACCAAACCCAGACCACCACCCCUAGCACUGCGGAAGUCAGUGAGGAGCCUUUCACACUGAAUUUCACCAUCAACAACCUGCACUAUACAGCGGACAUGAGCCAUCGGGGCUCCCACAUGUUCAACAUCACAGACAUUGUCAUGCAGCAUCUGAUCAGCCCGUUGUUCAGGAACAGCAGCCUUGGUCCCCGAUAUACAGGUUGCAAGGUCACCUCGCUAAGGUCUGUGAAGAACGGCGCCAAGACAGGGGUGGACUUUCUCUGCACCUACCGCCAGCCCUCCAGCGGCCCAGGUCUGCCUGCCAAGCAGCUGUUCCAUGAGCUGAGCAGGCAAACCCUCGGCAUCACGAAGCUGGGCUCCUACUUUCUGGAUCAGGACAGCCUCUACCUCAAUGGUUAUAAUGAACGUGGUCCAGAUGAGCCUCCUACAACUCCUGAACCAGCCACUACAGUCCUGCCCACUUUGUCGUCAUCUGUGCAACCAGAAGCAACCACAGUUCUGUUGUACAACUUGGAGACCCUCACACUCAACUUUACCAUCUCCAACCUCCAGUAUUCAGUAGACAUGGGAAGUGGCUCAGCCAUAUUCAACUCUACUCAGAGUGUCCUGAAGGACCUGCUCAGAUCCUUGUUUAUGAAGAGCAGCCUGGGCCCCUACUACUCGGGUUGCAGACUGAUCUCCCUCAGGCCUGAGAAAGAUGGAGCAGCCACCAGGGUGGAUAUCAUCUGCACCUAUCACUCUGACCCCUUGAGCCCCGGGCUAGACAGAGAUCGACUUUACUGGGAGCUGAACCAGCUGACCCACAGUGUCACCCAGAUGGGUCGCUAUACCCUGGUCAGGGGCAGCCUCUUUGUCAAUGGCUAUGCCCCACAGGAUUUAUCUGUUCAGAGUGAGUACCAGCUAAAUUUCCGCAUCAUCAACUGGAACCUCAGCAACCCAGACCCCAUGUCCUCCGAGUACACCUCCCUGCUGAGGGACAUCCAGGACAAGGUCACCAAACUCUACAGAGGCAGCCAGCUAGGAGAUGCAUUCUACUCCUGCCUGGUUACUGACUUGAAGCUGGGCUCCGUGACAGUCACUAUUGAGGAACUGUUCUCCUCCAGUGUAGACCCCAGAAUGGUGAAACAAAUCUUUUUGGACAAGACCUUCAAUGCUUCAUCCCACUGGCUUGGUGCCACCUACCAUUUGGCAGAUAUUCAAGUGACAGAACUGGAGGCAUCAGUUCAUCUGCCAACAGACAAACCAACAAGCAGUCCCAGCCCUCAGCACCUCCAGCUGAAUUUCACUGUCACCAAUCUACUCUAUGUCCAGGACAUAGGCCUACUAGGCACCACCACAUACCAGCGGAACAAAAGAAGCAUGGAGAAUGCGCUCAACCAGCUCUUCCGAAACAGCAGCAUCAAGAAUUAUUUUUCUGACUGUCAAGUUAUAGCGUUCAGGUCUGUCCCGCACAGCAACCACACUAGGGUGGACUCCCUGUGCCACUUCUCACCAUUGGCACAGAAAAUGGACAGAGUUGCCAUCUAUGAGGAAUUCCUGCAGCUGACUCAGAAUGGCACCCACCUUCAGAACUUUACCCUGGACAGGAACAGUGUGCUAGUGGAUGGCUAUUCUCCAAGUAGACCUGAGACCCUGACUGGGAAUUCUGAUUUCCCCUUUUGGGCCAUCAUCCUCUUCUGCUUGGCGGGACUCUUGGUAAUCACCACGUGCCUGAUCUGCUGUUUCCUGGUCACCGUGUGCCUGCGGAAGAAGGAGGGAGAUUUUGAGAUUCAGCAGUGAUAUGACUGCAGCUGA
This is a messenger RNA of Myotis myotis, 27456 nucleotides long. It is a transcript of the gene MUC16, whose product is annotated as mucin 16, cell surface associated. The record is from RefSeq and is a predicted model, not a curated record. Lineage: Eukaryota; Metazoa; Chordata; Mammalia; Chiroptera; Vespertilionidae.